Messenger RNA from Vitis riparia (riverbank grape), 882 nucleotides. RefSeq names its product early nodulin-75-like. Lineage: Eukaryota; Viridiplantae; Streptophyta; Magnoliopsida; Vitales; Vitaceae. The transcript has a single exon. The record is from RefSeq and is a predicted model, not a curated record. The coding region runs from base 18 to 644 and encodes 208 amino acids.
GGAGCCCAAACCCAAAGAUGUCUCCUACAUACUUGCUAGUGGUGUUGCUUGGCCUGGUGGUUCUCACCGCCCCCUCACUUGCUGAUUACUCUAAGCAUCCCCCAUUCGAGAAGCCACCACCAGAGCAUAAGCCUCCGGUGGAGAAGCCACCACCAGAGCAUAAGCCUCCGGUGGAGAAGCCACCUCCUGAACACAAGCCUCCGGUGGAGAAGCCACCUCCUGAACACAAGCCUCCAGUGGAGAAGCCACCUCCUGAACACAAACCAACCCCAUUGGAAAAACCUCCCAAGGGGGAGAAGCCACUCCCAGAACACAAGCCACCAACCCCAGUUGGCAAACCACCUAAGGGAGAGAAGCCACCACAUUAUGGUCACAACCCUGGUCACCCUCCUGCAGAGAAUGCUGAAGACUCAUACAAGCCACCAACCCCAGUUGGCAAACCACCUAAGGGAGAGAAGCCACCACAUUAUGGUCACAACCCUGGCCACCCUCCAGCUGAGAAUGCUGAAGACUCAUACAAGCCACCUCGGAAGAUUAAGCCUCCUUCAACUCCAGCAGAGAAGCAACCAGGUCCUGGAAAGAAGCUGCCAACUCCUCCGCACAAGCCACCCCACAAACCUCCUACUCCCACCCAUCCCAACUGAGUGACUUUGAUCAGUAUGAGUAGUAGUAUGUAAAAUAAGAGCUGCUAUGCACCCGUAAUUUCCUUUCUUGUGACUCAUAUGCAGUGUUCUAUAUAUAUAGAUCUGUCACUUCUAUGUCCUAUUCUGGAAUUUUGACGUAAGUUGCUCAUAGUAAGUGUUUGUCCCAUGCUUAUAGCUGAUGAGCAUUGAGACAUACGUACGCUGUUAAUGCUAUUUAUAUCGAUAAUAUUUUGUGCUA